Molecule: messenger RNA, 1884 nt
Organism: Fusarium odoratissimum NRRL 54006
Lineage: Eukaryota; Fungi; Ascomycota; Sordariomycetes; Hypocreales; Nectriaceae
Product: phospho-2-dehydro-3-deoxyheptonate aldolase, tyrosine-inhibited
Exons: 4
Coding region: 234-1310 (358 amino acids)
Biological process (GO): aromatic amino acid biosynthetic process
Cellular component (GO): cytoplasm
Molecular function (GO): 3-deoxy-7-phosphoheptulonate synthase activity
Source: RefSeq, a predicted model, not a curated record
CUCCGGUGUGGUAGUGAGCGAGUGGUGCGAGAAGAGUCACCCUGAGCCAAGCUAAAAAUUGUGUCUACAACCUCUCUCUCUCGAUUUCAUAUACUUUCCCUCAACCUUUUUAACGCACAUCACCGUCUUCAGUCUCGUGGCGCUCGUAUUGAAGUUUCUUUUGACUCACCUCGGUCGCCUACUCCGUCGAGCUUCACUGAAAUACUAUAACUCUUCCCGCCAAAGCCGUAGAAAUGGUCACUAUCGCUGCCGAUGACACCAGAGUCCUUGGACAGGAUCCUCUGAUCCCUCCUGCUCUUCUCACCUCCGAGAUCCCUCUACCCGAGAAGGCCACAAACACCGUUGUCAAGGGCCGUCAAGAUGCUGCCGACAUUGUCCUUGGCCAGAGCGACAGACUCCUCGUCGUUGUCGGUCCCUGCUCCAUUCACGACCCUGCCGCCGCUCUGGAAUACGCUUCCAGACUCAAGGAGCUCUCUGACAAGCUCUCCGACGAUCUCUGCAUCGUGAUGCGCGCCUACCUCGAGAAGCCCCGAACAACCGUUGGCUGGAAGGGUCUCAUCAACGAUCCCGAUAUCGACAACUCCUUCAAGAUUAACAAGGGUCUCCGCGUUUCUCGUCAGCUGUUCGUUGACUUGACCAGCAAGGGUCUGCCUAUUGCUACCGAGAUGCUCGAUACCAUUUCUCCUCAGUUCCUUGCCGACUGUAUCUCCGUUGGUGCCAUUGGUGCCCGUACCACCGAGUCCCAGCUGCACCGUGAGCUUGCUUCCGGUCUGUCUUUCCCUGUUGGUUUCAAGAACGGCACAGACGGUAGUCUUGGUGUUGCCAUUGACGCCAUUGGCGCUGCUGCUGCUCAGCACCACUUCAUGGGUGUCACAAAGCAGGGCCUUGCUGCUAUUACCCGCACCAAGGGUAACGAGCACUGCUUUGUUAUUCUCCGUGGUGGAACCAAGGGCACAAACUUCGACAAGGAGAGCGUCCAGGCUGCUAAGAAGGUCCUUCAGGAUAAGAAGCAGAAGGAGGCUAUCAUGAUUGAUUGCUCCCACGGUAACUCCUCCAAGAACCACAAGAACCAGCCCAAGGUUGCCAAGGUUGUUGGUGAACAACUUCGUGAGGGCGAGAAGGCCAUCAUUGGUGUCAUGAUCGAGUCCAACAUUGGCGAGGGUAACCAAAAGGUUCCCGCUGAGGGUCCUGCUGCUCUCCAGCGUGGUGUCAGCAUUACUGAUGCUUGCAUCAACUGGGAGGACACAGCCGUUGUGCUCGAGGACUUGGCUGACGCUGUCCGCACUCGCCGCAAGGUCAACCGCUCUUAGAAGGUUGCACCUGUGGAGUAGAAGGAGUGGAAUACAAGGAUUUAGUUAAAAAUGCUGUGUUGUUUUGGGAGUUAAUGAAUAGACCUAGGUAGAAAGGUCAGGUGAUGGAAAAGUCGGCGCACAUAGGUUGCAUGGAAAUUGGCACAAUGCCUGAUCUUUUUAUCAUAUACACUCAUGAAUAUUCCGAACAUUGCUAAAGGGGUCAACUGACCUCCUGUAAACUUCAGAUAACCCAAGGACGCCAAACUCCUCUACCGAGUGACGGAGACAGAUACCACACCUAUCCAAACACAGAUGAGUACGAUGCCAUAUCAUUUAUCAUCUCAUCGGAAGUUCCCUUGCAUGGGAGCAUAAUUGCUGCCCUGUCUUCCAAACGUAGGCCCCUGGCGCAAUGCUACAACCUUCUUGAACGCAGCCCAGCCCAACAAUCCAACAGUACCAAUAAUGAAAGCCCAUACGAUGAUCUUGUCUUUGUUGCUGUCACGUUGAAAGCACAUAGUCGUGACGUCCUCUUCUGUCGCGUCCUUGCAGAAGUCAAUGCCCUGCUUGAGACAAAAGGCCUUGGUACAUUCGG